Molecule: messenger RNA, 574 nt
Organism: Acanthoscelides obtectus
Lineage: Eukaryota; Metazoa; Arthropoda; Insecta; Coleoptera; Chrysomelidae
Source: the annotation of a GenBank genome assembly
GUUGGUAAUACCAUAAGCACUAUGUUAUUAGGCACGGAAUGAUAUGACUUGUCAAUAAUGUCAUUUUGACGUGAUUUUGACCGAAGUCAUAACCCUACUUUCACUUGCUUUUACUUAUAGGCCGAAGCGAUAGGUUCAAUCUGGAAUCAUUUUUUGGCGAUUUUUUGAAGUUAGCUUGUUAUUCUCGACUAUAAAUAUAUCGCAACAUCCGCAGGAGAGCGGUAGUGGAUUUAUUUGAAAAAUGAGUGCACCUAAGAGAACAAGUAACUUUAGCAGGGAAGAAGAAUCCCUUUUAAUUAGACUGGUGAAUAAAUAUAAAGAUGUUAUUGAAUGUCGUAAAACCGAUGCAGUAACAAACUCUUCAACAGCAAAGACAUGGAAUAUGAUUGCAAAAGAGUUUAACAGUGGAGCGGUGACCUACAGGGAUAGUAAAACAUUGAAGAAUAUGACAAUAUCAAAAAAAGGUCAAAGAAGAAGUUCUCACAGGAGAAGUGUUCCCUGUUUGCUACAGGAGGAGGUGCCUCAAAAACAGUUCAUUUCACCGAUAUUGAUGAACAAGUCAAAGACAUUUUAG